AUGCCCUUUCACGACGUCAAAGUGCCUUCUUCCAGUGCCUUGCUCUCGGACAGCCCUGCGCCCUUCGGCGACGCCAAGGAAGUGGUGGCCAUCAAGGACUACUGCCCGACCAACUUCACCACCCUGAAGUUCUCCAAGGGCGACCACCUCUAUGUGCUGGACGCCUCGGGCGGCGAGUGGUGGUACGCCCACAACACCACGGAGAUGGGCUACAUCCCCGCCUCCCACGUGCAGCCCCUGAACUACCGCAACUCCACCCUCAGCGACAGCGGCGUGAUUGACAACCUUCCAGACAGCCCCGAAGAGGUGGCCCAGGAACUGGACCUGCUCGGGAGCUGGACGGACGACAAGAAAGGCGCCUUCAGGAACAAGAACCCUUUCUGGAACGGGGUCCAGACCAACCCCUUCCUGAACGGGAACGUGCCCUUGACACCCAGCCUGGGCGAGCUGAGCCCCCCCAGUGCCGUGGACCUGCUGCUCUUUGACAGGGGCACCGCCUUGUGCAACGAGUCUAGCCCGGCCGCUGCCAGCAGCACUGGUGACAUCUGCGACGAGCCCGCGGCUGAGCCACCGGUCAGGCGAGACAACCCGUUCUUCCGCAGCAAGCGUUCCUACAGCCUGUCCGAGCUCUCCGUCCUCCAGGCCAAGGCCGACGCCCCCGCGGGCUCGGGCUUCUUUGCCACCGCCGCCGCCGCCGCCGGCUUGAAGGCACCCGUCCCCGAGCAGUUCCAGAGCCGGGAGGACUUCCGGACGGCCUGGCUGCACCAUCGGAAGCUGGCCCGCUCCUGCCACGACUUGGACUUGCUUGGCCAGAGCCCCGGCUGGGGCCAGACGCAGGCGGUGGAGACAAGCAUCGUGUGCAAGCUGGACGGCGCGGGGGGCGCCGUGCAGCUCCCCGACACCGGCGUCACCAUCCACGUGCCCGAGGGCCACGUGGCUCCCGGCGACACGCAGCAGAUCUCCAUGCGGGCGCUGCUGGACCCGCCCUUGGAGCUCAACAGUGACCAGACCAGCAGCGUCAGCCCCGUGCUGGAGGUGAAGCUGAGCACCCUGGAGGUGCGCACGGCCCUCGUCCUGGAGAUGAAGGUGUCCGCCGAGGUGAGGAACGAUGCGCUCAGCAGGAGCUCCGCGGGCCUCCAGUGCCUGCGGAGCGACUCCAAGGAGGGGCCCUACGCCCCCAUCCCGCUGGCCUACAGCUACGGGGACACGGUCCAGGUCCACCUGGAGAACCUGGAGCCCUGCAUGUACCUGGCCAUCGUCGCCCACAGCCCCAGCGUGCUGUACCCGUCCACCGUGUGGGACUUCAUCAGGAAGAAGGUCACCGUGGGGCUGUAUGGCCCCAAGCACAUCCACCCGUCCUUCAAAACCGUGGUCACCCUUUUUGGCCACGACUGCGCCCCGAAGACCCUGCUGGUCAGUGAGGUCACCUGCCAGGCCCCCAGCCCUGCCCCCGUGGCGCUGCAGCUCUGGGGGAAGCACCAGUUUGUGCUGGCCCAGCCGCAGGACCUGCACAUCUGCCUGUUCUCCAACAGGACACUCUACGAGGUGCAGGCCGGCGAGCAGGCCAGGGUGGUGCGGGGCUUCCAGAUGAAGCUGGGGAAGAUGAGUCGCCUGGUGUUCCCCAUCGCCGCCCACAGCCCCAGCGAGCUGUCCGACUUCACGCUGAGGCUGCAGGUGAAGGACGAUCGGGGCGCCCUCCUGACCCAGUUCUGCAUCCAGACGCCCCCGCCACCCCCCAGAAGCGCCGUCAAGCCAUCCGGGCAGCGGCGGUUCCUGAAGAAGAACGAGAUCGGCAAGAUCAUCCUCUCCCCGUUGGCAGCCAGCGCCAAGUACCCGACCUUCCAGGACCGCCCCGUGGGCAGCCUCAAGUUCGGCAAGCUGCUCAAGACGGUGGCGAGGCAGAGUAAGAGCCACUACCUGCUGGAGUACAAGAAGGGCGACGUGAUGGCCCUGCUGAGCGAGGAGAAGAUCCGUCUCAAGGGGCAGCUGUGGACCAAGGAGUGGUACAUCGGCUACUACCAGGGCAAGGUGGGGCUGGUGCACGCCAAGAACGUGCUGGUGGUGGGCAAGGCCAGGCCCAGCUCCUUCUCGGGCCCCGAGCUGAGCACCUCGCUGCUGCUGGAGCAGAUUCUGCGGCCCUGCAAGUUCCUCACCUACAUCUACGCCUCUGUGCGGACGCUGCUCAUGGAGAACAUCAGCAGCUGGCGGGCCUUUGCCGACGCCCUGGGCUACGGCAGCCUGCCGCUCUCCGCCUUCUGCCGCGCCGAGCUGGGCAGCGAGGCCGAGCGCGUGGCCUCCGUCCUGGAGAAGCUCAAGGAGGACUGCAACAGCCUGGAGGCCAAGGACAGGAAGUCCUUCCAGAAGGAGCUGAUGAUGGCCUUGCUGAAGAUGGACUGCCAGGGCCUGGUGGUCACCCUCAUCCAGGACUUUGUACUGCUGACCACGGCGGUCGAGGUGGCCCAGCGCUGGCGGGAGCUGGCGGAGAAGCUGGCCAAGGUCUCUAAGCAGCAGAUGGACGCAUACGAGUCCCCCCACCGCGACAGGAAUGGGCUGGUGGACAGUGAGGCCAUGUGGAAACCGGCGUACGACUUCUUGCUGACCUGGAGCCACCAGAUGGGGGACAGCUACCGUGACGUCAUCCAGGAGCUGCACAUCGGCCUGGACAAGAUGAAGAACCCCAUCACCAAGCGCUGGAAACACCUCACGGGCACGCUGAUCCUGGUGAACUCGCUGGACAUUCUGAGAGCCGCCGCCUUCAGUCCCGUGGACCUCGAGGACUUUGUCAUUUGAGCAGGCCCCUCCUGCUCGUGAGCUGUCACCGUGGAGCCGGGGAGGGGUGCAGAGCUCCUGCACAGACAGUCAGACAUCAGGGUCCCUGCAGGCUGGGCCCACACCCAGGACCAAGCACACACCAUCCUCUCCUCCCCUUCCCUCCUGCAUCCGGGGAGGCGGAAGGGGGUUUUCUACCGCAGGUUGUUGCCAAUCAGAGAGCUUUCUAUUUGUUAAACAUACAUUUAAAUUGAAGAUCACUUUUUGUAAGGUAUGGUGGGGUGGGGGGGAACACACAAGAAAGGUUAUCAUCUAAUUUUCUAAUGGACCAUAAAAGGGAAAAAAUAUAUCUACACUGCGGCGUGCGUGCGCAAACACACACACACACACACACACCUACUGGAAACAGAUGCUGUUGAGGUUUUUAUGUUGUUCGAAGACCUUUUUAACUUAUGUUACAGAUGUAUAUAUGUAUUUAAGGCCACUGGGGCAUUUCUGAUUUCCGGCCACACUGCAUUUCAGCAGGUCUGGUGGGAGGCAGUUGUUCCAGUGUUGGACCUUCUCCUCCCCAGGCCGUCCUUGUGAAAGGGCACGUCAGAUAGGACAAGUGGCUUUUCAGUUCCACGAGCCUUGCUCUGAGAUUGCCCAGGGCCCCGCUCUCUCCCCUUACCUUAAGUACCCUCCUUCCCUUUCCUCACACGAUCCUAAGUGAUCCUGCACAGCACGAGUGAAUUUUUUCCGAACUUUCCAUGGGCAGCGUUCGAUCCAACCUUAGCAGUUAGGUGCCACAGAGACGGUCCUCCGAUAGGUCAGAAAGCGGCUGAGAGUUGACCUUUCUCUUUUUUUUUGGACAGGGGAUGUGUUCCCAUUGGGAACCUGGCGGCCCCUGCCUGAGUGUGAUUAGUCACUCAGAGAACAGUGCUAUUCGGGAGCAAAUUGGAUGCCCCAUGACCCUGAUGACCACCAGUCCUCCUCACGUCCAUUCUAAACACUGGUGGUCUCAGAAGGGACGCCUCUGCCGGUGUGGGGGCUCCUUGCAGCCACUCUCCCCCUGCUUCGUCUGCAGUUCCAUCCCUCUCUUGGCUGGGGCACCCGCCUCUCCCUUAGGGAAUUUAGGGAUAAAGGGAAAGAUACAUCGUGCACAGUAGAACGAGGUUUGAGGGGGAGGAAGGUUUUCUCAUCAUCAGACUAUGCCCCCUCAGGUGGAAUCAGGGACGUACACAGGGAGUGUUACUGCCAUAGCGGUCAGUUUCCACAGGGGCUGUAGACCAGACUGGAGUGUGGGGAGAGGACGUUGGGGGACACGUGCACUCAGUCCCCUGGCUGCCGUGUAGUUUGGAGUAGCAGGCAACACACGUGAGAUCUCUCGCAAAGACCUGAAGCGAGAUGGCUCCGUGGGGCAUCAGGGGUCGGCUGCGUCUGUCCCUGGUGGCAUUGGGCCCCUGGGGGCCCCUGAAUCCCAUGAAAGCCUGCCUUCUGGAAACAUGUUGACCGUGACCUAGUUGAUAGUGACCUGGUCCAGUGUGUCCAAAGUGGGCGAUGCCAGCCCUGGGGGUGCUGGCAUGAUGCAGGGGAGGCCACAGAAGCAGAUGCCCACACUUGAUCCCGGAUGGUGGGAUCCAGUUAUAGGAAGACGGUCCACAUUACCGGUGCGAGUGGGGGGCACAGGGAGGGCGUGAGAAGUGUUGUUCGGUUUUGUCUUCAGAGAGGGGGGCAGUGGUAGACAGAAAUAAGUUUGGAAUCCCACGACCUAGCAGCAGCAUCCCUGAGGGAUCCAAAGCGUGGGUGCUCUUCAUUGUGAAACUGGAGAGCACACACACUGGAAACCUCAUGCCGCCGAAACUGGGAGCCUCGAUUGGCUCGCGACCUGAAGCCCAGCCCCUCGUCCCUCCGCCGCCAUCCCCGCAGGAGCCCGCCGCCCACCUCCUCCCCAAAGAAGCGACAAAACCAACUGCACCUUAAACCAUGACUAUUUCUCCUCAGGGGCUUUCAAUCGUUUCCUAUGCAACGUUGUCUUGUAGCACAAAUUCUAACCGAAGUUGCAGUAAAUUUUAUUUGGAUAUUUUAGCCUGUUA
Echinops telfairi (small Madagascar hedgehog) is the source of this 4844-nucleotide messenger RNA. It is a transcript of the gene SH3BP4, whose product is annotated as SH3 domain binding protein 4. Gene Ontology annotation, cellular component: cytoplasm. The transcript is spliced from 5 exons. Bases 1 to 2790 code for a protein of 929 amino acids. Lineage: Eukaryota; Metazoa; Chordata; Mammalia; Afrosoricida; Tenrecidae. Gene Ontology annotation, molecular function: protein binding. The record is from RefSeq and is a predicted model, not a curated record.